AUGCAUACCUACCCAACCAACGGGUGGAAUGAGCCCCAGCCCCCGUUUUACCAAGACCUGGGGGUAACAGAAGAUAUGUCCACUGAACUGAUUCUUGACGCUUUUCAUCAACAAGUAUGGUGUGAUCCAGACCGAGCUUCCUACUACUUCAAAUGCCUACGCUCCAUCGGCAACUGGAGAGGAGAUAUCGAAGGCAGAGGUAUAGCUCGAUUUGUCGAACGGCAAUUCGCUGAGGGAAAGUACCCCGAGCACGAAAUCCCCGAGGCUUAUCGCUAUUUCCACCUUGAUAUCACUGAUGGCAGUCUCACCGAUGAUACGAUAAUUGGAUCGUUCUUUGCGCGAUUAGAAGAUUCUCCUGACGAGGCAGAGCCACGGAAGCGUCUUGCCAAGAUUGGUGAAUACCGCCGCAGCCAUGCGAUAAAGGCAGUCGCAGAAGAAAAUCUAUCCAACGUGCAAGAAGCGUUGGAUUAUCUCGGUGCCAAUGAGAAUACCCCGGACGACUUCAUUAUCUCGAUGUACUGUGCAAAGGUCGACGAUCUGCCAGUCGCAAUUACGCUUGCGAAACGUGCAGUUUCAAUGAUCGCUGAAGCGCGAAACUCGGAGCGAUUAGAAUACUUUCUUCGUACUGAUGAGAUGCAACCACCGGAAAUGGACAUUGGAGAUGCCUAUAGACUCUUUCAAAUUUCUGACCGGACAGUGGAUGAUGAUUCUAUCCUUGCUGCCUUCCAAGUUUUCGCCACAGAAGACCCCGGACAGGUCGAGCUUUAUCGAAAGGCGCUUAAGCUUAUUGCUGAUGAAACACAAAGUGUACGGCUGAAAAAGGAGCUUGGGGAGGAUCUAAUACCGGAAGACGUUAAUCUAAACGAAUGGCCUGUGGGUUUGCGGAAUAUCGGCAACACAUGCUACUUGAACAGCUUGCUCCAAUAUUAUUUUACGCUCUCACCGUUUCGAGAUAUGGUCCUUUCUUCUGAGCAGCAGUUAAUGGAGCUAGAUGACGAAAGCUUGCAGCUUCUUCGUGAGCUCAAAUCGCUAUUUGAAGAUAUGACCACGUCGCCAACGCGCUACAUAACUCCAGGCCAAGAGCUUGCAAGGUUGACACUUCUUAGUUCCACAAAUGAGGCUGAAAUUCGACGCAAGUCGCUGGCCGGACCUAGCUUGCCAAUCUACGGUCCUUUUCUACCUCCAGACAUGGACCUUAGCGGGGCGGGACACUCUGCCAAAGCAUCAGGAAGCGAAGAUAGCGAGACAACUCUGGUACCUCCUUCGAGCAAUGGCGAAGCUGGGGACGACGAUAAAGAAAACGCAGAUCCUCAUGUGCCGGGGGCCGUCAUCGACCAUAGGAGCACGGAGGCUAAUGGGAUGCGCGAGGCAGACGAACCUCAACCAAAGGCGAUGAACGCCCCCGAUAGACCACCACCUGUGCCACCUCGACCAGGCUCUAAUGACAUGAAAAAGGAAUUGGAAAUUGGUGCCCAGCAGGAUGUGACGGAAGUCAUCAACAAUGUACUUUUUCAAGCACAAUGUGCUAUCAAGCCCAGAUCAUACGAUGAGGAUGGUGGGCAACUUGAUAUCGUUACAGAGCUUUUCCACGGCAGGACCAAGUCAUAUAUUACGACGCCUAAUGGUGUUCGCUGCAAAGAAGAGACAUGGUCCGAUAUCAAGGUGGAUGUUGCAAGAGAAUCUAGUGAUAUAUACUCGGCUCUUGACGGUGCUUUCGAUAAGCAGAACGUCCAUGUUGACGGUGCGGACGCGGAGCAACACGGUACUAUCAGCGCUCUUCCACCUGUCUUGCAAAUUCAGAUCCAACGGGUGCAAUUCGACCAAGUCCAGAUGAAAUCAUUCAAAUCAAACAACCACUUGGAAUUGAAAGAGACGAUAUAUCUUGAUCGAUAUAUGGAUGUCGGGGCAGAACACGAUAUUCAGAAGCAGCGGGAAGAGAAGUGGCGUUGGAAGGCGGAGCUGCAGAGGCUCGAGAACCGUGCACAGGAACUUCAAAACGAGACUGGCCCUCUGUCGGUUACAUUUGACAGCGUAAGAGGCAAAUUACGAGAGUUGAUGCUUUUGCAAGACAACGCCGAGGGUGACAACGAUACGAUUGGGAUCGACGAGUCAACAUUGACUCUCUUAAGUAAAUUAUCGGAGGCAGCUGAGGCUGAAAGACUUGGCAUCAGGGAACGAAUCGCCGAACUCAAACAGCACCUCGGUGGCCAGUUUGCUGAUAACAAAGACGUUGUCUAUCGUUUAUAUGCGGUAUUUAUUCAUCGGGGCUCAGCAUCGGCUGGCCAUUAUUGGAUCUAUAUCUUCGACUUUGAACGGAAGAUAUGGCGUGAGUACAACGAUGAACAGGUGUCGGAAGUGAAGAAACUGUCGACAAUUUUCGCACCGCAGACAGGUGCCCACUCCCCGUCACCGUAUUUCCUGGUGUACGUCUACGAUUCUCACAAGGAGCGGCUUACGCAGCCAAUUUUCCGAACUGUAAGAGACAUACCCUCUGAUACAAUGAUGACGGAUGCGCCAGCGACGGAAACGGACAGACGUCCUCGGUCGAUGAUCAGACGUCCUGCCAGGCGAAGGAGUUCGCUCUCGCAUGAGAUGGUACGUGAAGACAUGGAAAUGGCAGACGCGCCACCAACCUAUGAAGAAGUAACGUCUUCGGAUCACCAGGAUAUGGGAAAUGAUGAAAGCGCGAUCAACCGACAACCCAGUAGUUCCCGUCAGGUCUCUGUCGAGUGUGCGGCACCCGUGGGUCUCGAAGGUAUGGGAAAGGCUCAUUCCCCCAUCCCAAAAGACCGUAAUUCUCAUCCGCCAUCUGGCGAGGCCGCGGCCCGUGAAUGA
Molecule: messenger RNA, 2835 nt
Organism: Uncinocarpus reesii 1704
Lineage: Eukaryota; Fungi; Ascomycota; Eurotiomycetes; Onygenales; Onygenaceae
Exons: 8
Coding region: 1-2835 (944 amino acids)
Biological process (GO): protein deubiquitination; proteasome-mediated ubiquitin-dependent protein catabolic process; regulation of proteasomal protein catabolic process
Molecular function (GO): proteasome binding; cysteine-type deubiquitinase activity
Source: RefSeq, a predicted model, not a curated record